GGUCAACUUUCAACUUCUGCCACACUGAAGACCGCCUAUUUUUUAGACGCUUGGAUUCGCGCCAUUUUCAGACGACAAUUUUGCAAAUGCCAUCAACCGAUUUCAUCGACAUUCCAGCUGCCAAGAAAAUGAAGAUCGACAAGUGCAUCCUUCGUUUCGCCAAGCUGACCGAAAAUGCUCUGGAGCCGGUAAGGGGAUCGGCCAAGGCUGCGGGAGUUGACCUGCGGAGCGCCUAUGACCUGGUGAUUCCGGCCCGUGGAAAGGCCAUCGUGAAGACCGAUCUCCAGGUGCAGGUUCCCGAGGGCUCCUACGGACGCGUGGCCCCGCGGUCCGGACUGGCGGUGAAGAACUUCAUCGAUGUGGGUGCUGGCGUGGUGGACGAGGAUUACCGCGGCAACCUGGGCGUUGUCCUGUUUAAUCACUCGGACGUGGAGUUCGAGGUGAAGCGCGGCGACCGCAUCGCCCAGUUCAUUUGCGAGCGCAUCUUCUAUCCGGAGCUGGAGUUGGUUGACAAACUGGAGGACACCGAACGCGGAGAGAACGGAUUUGGUUCCACCGGCGUCAAGGAUCUGCCGCCAGUGGCCAAGGCGCAGAAUGGCAAUGGACAGAAGGCAGCCGAACCUGAGGAGGCUGCUCCCGCCCCCAUUGCCACGUAGAGGAGAUACUAUCGUAAUAUUAAGCACUUCGUACUUAUGGGCCAAUAUUUCCUGGGCCCCUCAUGUUCAUAAUCCAAAAGUUCCAUCUUACUCUAUAGAGUCUGUAUUCUAAAUAUUUAUUUGUUAAAUAAAGGCCGCCAUUGAAGAUCGACAU
Drosophila takahashii is the source of this 810-nucleotide messenger RNA. RefSeq names its product Deoxyuridine triphosphatase (gene dUTPase). Lineage: Eukaryota; Metazoa; Arthropoda; Insecta; Diptera; Drosophilidae. The record is from RefSeq and is a predicted model, not a curated record. Gene Ontology annotation, molecular function: dUTP diphosphatase activity; magnesium ion binding. Gene Ontology annotation, biological process: dUTP catabolic process; dUMP biosynthetic process.